AUGAACAACAAAAACAUGCCAGAUAUGCGCAUCGGCAAAAAGUACAGAGUCGGGCGCAAAAUUGGUAGCGGCUCCUUCGGAGAUAUUUAUCUGGGAAUAAAUGUAAUUUCUGGUGAAGAAGUUGCGAUCAAGCUGGAGUCACGCACGUCUCGCCAUCCUCAGCUCCAGUACGAGGCACGAGUAUAUAAGGCACUUUCUGGAGGUAUUGGUAUUCCAUACGUUCGUUGGUUUGGCACCGAGAGUGAUUUCAACGCGCUUGUUAUAGAUCUCCUUGGUCCCUCGCUGGAGGACCUAUUCAAUUUUUGCAACCGCAAAUUCAGCUUCAAGACGGCGUUGCUCUUGGCCGACCAGCUGCUGUGCCGACUAGAAUUCAUCCAUGCUCGGUCGUUUAUUCAUCGCGACAUUAAACCUGACAACUUUCUCAUGGGUAUUGGCCGCAGAGGCAACCAAGUGAAUGUUAUUGAUUUUGGUCUUGCUAAGAAGUUCCGUGACCCCCGCACCUAUCUGCACAUCCCUUACCGGGAGAACAAGAAUCUUACCGGAACGGCACGUUAUGCAUCAGUAAACACACACUUGGGUAUUGAACAGUCACGACGAGACGAUCUCGAGUCUCUGGCUUAUGUUCUCAUCUACUUUGUGAGCGGCGGUCUGCCAUGGCAAGGUCUCAAGGCACAAACAAAGAAGCAAAAGUACGAACGCAUUAUGGAGUGCAAGCUAACUACAACCACAGAAACUCUAUGCAGGGGACUGCCGCGCGAGUUCCAAGUGUUUCUAAGCUACGCCCGCAAUUUACGUUUCGAUGAUAAGCCAGACUAUAUUUAUUUGCGUCGCAUUCUGCGUGACCUAUUCAUUCGUCAAGGCUAUGUUUAUGAUUAUGUUUUCGACUGGACCUAUCACAAGCGUGACUUGGAUAACCGGUCGGCCGCUCAAGAUGAUGGCGCCAAGCUCAGCGCGCCCGGCGCUCUACCCCCUCAGCAGAGCGCUAUGAUGAACGCACCCAUGCAAAACCAGCAGCCUCAUGGAUCACAGUCUCAACUACAGAAUGCAUCCACCCCGUUACAUUAUGUGACUUCCUCGCAACCGUCCCAGCAGCCGUCCCAGCAGCCGCUCAAGGCUCCUGAUGCCCUUCCUCAACAAAUGGCCUCCCAGCAACCCCCAUUGACAGCAUCUAUUUCAACAGCAACACAAGCAACACCGUCUCCUGUAGGAGCAAAUACCGGUUUGACUGGUAAUAAUGGUGUUCCUCUUCGCAUGCCCACUACUGCUGAUGGAGGGGACAUGGACGUAGACUACAGGAGACGGGUGCAGGCACCCCAGCCAGUGGAAGUGUCAAACUAUACUCUGAAUCAGCCGCAACAACCGCAGCAACAGGAUCCUUGGUUGUAG
Wickerhamiella sorbophila is the source of this 1386-nucleotide messenger RNA. Its product is annotated as Casein kinase I hhp1. The transcript has a single exon. Lineage: Eukaryota; Fungi; Ascomycota; Dipodascomycetes; Dipodascales; Trichomonascaceae. Gene Ontology annotation, cellular component: cytoplasm; nucleus. Gene Ontology annotation, molecular function: ATP binding; protein serine/threonine kinase activity. The coding region runs from base 1 to 1386 and encodes 461 amino acids. Gene Ontology annotation, biological process: peptidyl-serine phosphorylation; signal transduction; endocytosis. The record is from RefSeq and is a predicted model, not a curated record.